Molecule: messenger RNA, 5190 nt
Organism: Caenorhabditis briggsae
Lineage: Eukaryota; Metazoa; Nematoda; Chromadorea; Rhabditida; Rhabditidae
Gene: Cbr-tag-241
Product: Protein CBR-TAG-241
Exons: 27
Coding region: 1-5190 (1729 amino acids)
Source: RefSeq, a predicted model, not a curated record
AUGCAGCUUGCGAUGUUAUUGAAAGCAUUUUUAGUUUCAACAACUCUUAUUUUUUUUAGAGGAAGCAAAAAGUGUGUAGAUAUGGGUAAUCAAAUAACGUGUUCACCACCAGAUGAUCGGGAUGCGGUUUCAAUAAGCUCGUAUUAUUCUGUCACGUCCAACAAUAAUAAUGUGAAUCUGACAGAUAGGUCAACUCGUGGUGUAGAAAAUGGAAGAAAAGUGAAAAUAAGACAAUUGAAAGAUGACACUGAGGCGUUGUCGGUCUCUUCAUACCUUUCCGCAACUUCUAAAGGCAUGUCAUCCACAAAAUCAUGUGAAAGCGUGAAUGACACAAAAAGCAUGGUGACGGCGUUUAGCGGUAGCAUUUGUGAAGAAGAACGGGCCAUUACACCGACAGAAAACGAGACAGAGUACAUCCAAACGCUAAAAGAAGAAAUAUCUCAGCUGCGCGAUAUCAAUCACAGUUUGAAGGAAGAAAAAGCUCAGUGGGCACUGCGACAACGUCUUCAGAACGCUGAACAAAGCGAGUCAUCUUUGAUCAAUAUGCUUGAGGAGAGACUAAAUCAGGCUGAAAAUCAGAUUCAGGACUAUCGGGACGAGAACACAGUCCUAAAAUGUGAACUUAGAGAGUUGCAGGAAACAACAUUUGCAACAUCAGAUGAAAAACUGCGUGAGAAAAUCAAGACCACAGAAGGACUAUGUGACGAAUUGAUGGAAGAGAAUGAGCAGUUGAAAGCAGAAGUCAAAGAUUUGCAGCAAGAAAUCGAAGAGAUGCAGGAUCAGUACCGUGAGGAAGAAAUCGAAGAGUUCCGGGAACUACAGAGAGAGCUUGAGCUCAACGCCAAGAACUGCAGAGUUCUCCAGUUCAAACUUCGAAAAACCGAGCGGUGUAGAGAACAGGCUGAGGCGGAGAAAAUGCAUUCUGAGAAAAAGUUGGAUGAAUACAUGAACAGUUGCCCAGAAGCCGUUGCUGCUUCAAUCAAAUCCGAUAGUGCAAAAGUGAAGGAUUUGGAAUAUGAAAUCCGUGUAGCUAAGGAGGUCUCGGUUAGAUUGCACAAUGAGCUCGAGCAGACCGAGGAGAAAAGAUGCAAGUUGGAGGAUGAGGUGUUCUAUUUGAAAGAGAAAGUUCGAGAGAUUCAAACGCAGAAUAAGUGGAGGGAGGCUAGAAAUAAGACUGAUAUCGCUGUGGUGAGUAGAACUAAGACUAAACGACUGUCUGCUGAAAUCGCUGCAAGUGUUCCAAACAUUCCGGAGAACGAGAUGUCCAAGGAGCUGCGAGAUGCUCUUGAGAGGGAAAUUGACCUUCGAGAACAAAUGAGAUUCUCGGAGGAGGAUUUGAAGAGAACUCAAAUUCGUCUCCAGGACAUCGAAAACGAGAACGAGGAGUUGUUGAAGAAAUUGUCAAAGGCCAGUAAGCUGCGUCCACCGAUGAUUCGAUCGGCUAGGUUGGUCACCGCCGACGGAAAUGCCCAUUUGCAAUUGGAGUUGGCCGAGAGUCAGGUGCAACAUUUGAAUACCAAAAUCGAAAGGUUGGAAAAGACCAACGAUCACUUGAACAAGAAAAUCGUCGAGUUGGAGGCCGAUUGCAAGCGUGGCGGUCCGACAUCAACCCAUUCCAAGAACGGUGGUUUCAAAUUGACGCAAGAAAUGGAAAAGGACAUGUCCAAAAUGAUUGGAACUAUCAGCGAGCUUGAGCGCAAGAAUCUCGAACUCACCACUCAAGUGAAACAGUUGGAAACCAAAUCUGCACCGAAACCAAAUUUUGUUGUUCCAUCUGGGACCACGACGACCGAGUUGAGAAAAGAGCAAGAGAAGCGGAAAGCACUGGAAGCACAAGUAAACGAGUUAAAGACUACAGUAUUCAAAUCUGAUAAUCAGAAAGUUAUCUCCCUUGCCACCAAGAUUGAGCAGCUGAACGGCCAGCUGCAAAUGGUGAACGAGAGAGGUAACACACUUCACAAAAAACAAAUCAAAGACGGGGAGAUGUCGUAUGCGGACGAGCUAAAACGAAGAAUUGAAGAUCUCGAGAAGCAAUUAAGUGAGAAACUGGCGACGGACUCGGUUAGCGAGUUGCAAGGAAAAAUUCCAACCAUUGAUGAGAUUGAGCAGUGUUGUGAAGUGUUGGCAGCAGUUGAGACGCAGACGGGACGGUUGUGCAAGCAGUUUGAAAAAAUUGAUCAUGCUCAGAAGGAUGAACGACGCCGUUCUCUUUCCAAAGACAGUGGAGCUGCAAUUAUUGUGGAACUCGCCAAUGUGAUGCAGGAAAUGAAGAAUGUUCAUCAGAAGCUUGACAAUAUUAAGAGUGUUACCCCUAACACUGGGUUGUCUGUGAAAAGAGUGCCCAGUAAGGAAAACAUUCUCGAUGCGAAAUGUGCCAAGUGUGAUCAACUGCAAGCCACCAUUGAGGAGCAGACAAAUGAGAUCUCAUUUUACAAGAAGAAAAACAAGGAUUUGACGAAUCAAGUGCUACAAACCGAGGAUCGUUGGACAAUUGAAAUUGAAAAACAACGACAAAUAUUUGAGAAGGAGAUCAAGACUCUUGGUAUCCGAAUCGCAGACGCCAAGAGACAAAAUGAUGAGCUCUCAGAGCUGUUAGAGUCUAAAUCUACUACUCUUAUUGAGAAGACACGGUCGUUAGAAGAGCAAGAAGAGCGGAACAAGAAGUUGAGAGCUGAGGCUGAGCUUUUGAGAAAGGAUAUGCAGGAUAUGGAAACUGAUAAGAAGACUGUUAAAGAGUUUGAAAUCAAGUACAAAAAGCUGGAAAGCAUCUUCGAGGCCGAGCGUGAGAAGAUGAACGGAGAGAGAAACAGAUCAAAGAAUGAAUUGGCUGCAAUGAAGAAAAUGAAAGACGACGUUGAAGAGCAUUUGAGUACGCUUCAUAACUCGGAACUAAGAAUAAAACUCACAGAAGACCAGAAGAAGAGUGAAGUCUCCUGGAAGAAUGAAAAAUCAAAGCUUGAAAAAGAUAUUGCGUUGCUGAAAAAACAAUUGCCAGAUGAGCACGAAAUGAAAGAGUCAUGUAAGGAAAAAUUUCAUUUGACACAUAAUUUGAAGGGUACAGAAACUAUGGGGUCAUUGUGGUACAAAGCGAUUCAGGAAUACAAAAUCCUUAAUUCGGGGUACAAAAUACCAAUUUCACAAAACUCGUUCUCUGGAGAGCCGUCUCCUCUCCGCCGUCAGGAUAGUGAGAAGAUGUUGGUUUUGGAGCUCAAGAAACAAAUUUCAAUUCUGGAGAAACGAAUCGCAGAUGCUGAUUCUUCUUUAGAGGACUGCAAAAUUCAGAAUGCAGAGCUUAAGGACCAACUUUCAAAAGUUCAAACUGGCUGGGACAAGGAUAAAGAAGCAUUCCAACACAAGACCCGAAAAAGUGAAAAGCUGAGAACUGUUGAGAUAGAUGCCAUGCAGCAGAAAUUCAGCAGUCGUAUGAGAAUUAUGGAAGAUACCAACAAAGCUCUUCACUCUCAGGUAAUUACAAAUAUUUUGGUUCUGGCUCGUCGUGAACGCGACACCAACAAGGAUGCUCUUGCCAACUUUGAAAAGCAGGUUGCUGAUGAAAGAAAUAGCUUGAAGGUUAAAGAGAAAACUGCAAGCGAAUCAACAGAGAAGGUGAAGGAGCUUCAAAACCGGCUAGCAACUAAAGAAGAAGAGCUAGAACGCUUGAAUACUGAUUUACGGCUAACCAAAGAGGCUCGAAAAGCCGAUCAAAUUUUAUGGAACAUUGAUAGAGCUAGGAACCGUAAUGAGAAAAUCGACAAUACGGAUUCGGUUGAAACUAUUCGAAAGCAAUAUCGUGAUUGUGAAGCAUUCUAUUCAAAAGAAAUGGAUCGGUUGAAUGACAAGAUCACAGAGAUUACUGCUGAAAAGAAUAGACAGAAGAAUGAGGCUCAGAAGACUAUAAGGGUUCUUGGAGAGCAGAUUCGGGUGCUGGAGAUUGAGCAGAAGAAUUUGUCUCAGAAUAAAGAUAGCCAGCAAGUGGUGAAGGAAAUGAUUGAAUCUGAACGAGAACGCCUCCAACAAAUUGUGCACCUGAAUGAGCUUCAAAAGCUAACUAGAAAAUAUCGGCUGAGCAGUAUUAUCGAUCAGCUCGCCUACGUAAGCGAAGCCACUCGAAAGACAUCUCGUGAAAAUGAGCCGGAUGGAAUACGGUAUAUCAUCAAUCAGCUGACAGUAUUGAGAGACGACGAAGCAGCCAACAAUUUGAAUCCAGAUGAAAGAGCAGGUUCUGUGCUCGGUGAAAAGGCUUCAAAUGGGUACGCCCCGUCGAUCUCAGAGUGUGGAGAAGGCACAUAUGAUAACAUUAGUCAAUCAUCAUUUUCUAUUAGAUCGGUUAAUAGUGCUCCAUUAAGACAUGCUUAUAGACAUGCUAACCUUCCUAUUCCAACUACCACCGCCUCUGUUUCUACCACAAUUAGUGAGACAGAACCGUAUUAUAGUAAACCGGAAAAGUUGAACGUCAUCAGCAACUACACAGCCAAACGAUCAUUCAGCACUGAGAGCUCAAGCGGUUUUGACAAAUACGGACGUCCCUCAAGACGUGGCCUCUAUCACGAACCUUCCUCUAGCAAUAAUCUCAAUGUACCGGGUAGAAAGACAUCUAACGAAGAAUAUUCAAUGGGUCGCGCUGCUUCAUUUGACAAUCGUAGCCAAUACAGUGAAGAUGAUACCACCGAAGACGGAAGAGGGUCCCGGCCCAACAGCACUGGAGCUAACAUUUUGUAUCGUGUCCGACGAGAAGAAUUGGCUCGCGGUGGACAACCUUCUGUUAAACUGAUGGCGAAGGCUUUCGAAGCGAUUGAUGAGCCAAGAACAGACAAACGAGGAUUUUUCGGUAUCCGAAAGUCAAGAUCAGUAGAGACUACGCAGAACGGAAAGCAAAGCAAAUUCGAGGAAGCUGCCAAUUCAGCAUUGAUGCAUAGCUUGGGACAAGUCGAAGAAGGAGUGAGCAGUAAUUAUGCUACACUGCCUAGAGGUGGUCGAAACCCAUUCAAAAACAUGGGAUCCCGAUUGGUAGAACGUGUUCGUCGAAGUUUGUCAAGAUCCAGCCGGCAAUCUCGGGAUUCUGAUAGAGAAGAUGAGAUUGAGGUGCAAGUAUACAAAAAGCCUGAGAAGCCAAUUUCCUCCCCAAAGAAAACCAAAAAGAAAUCAGCCGAAUCAAAAGCCCGUAAAAAUUCCAGCAACAUCUUGUCAUGA